Nymphalis io (European peacock) is the source of this 5989-nucleotide messenger RNA. Its product is annotated as transmembrane protein 145-like. Bases 207 to 1757 code for a protein of 516 amino acids. The transcript is spliced from 7 exons. Gene Ontology annotation, biological process: G protein-coupled receptor signaling pathway; response to pheromone. NCBI's taxonomy places the organism in Eukaryota, Metazoa, Arthropoda, Insecta, Lepidoptera, Nymphalidae. The record is from RefSeq and is a predicted model, not a curated record.
AGUACGUGAAGACUGAAGUGAACGAUUGUGUUAAAAUUGAAAAUGUUUUAUUUAUACCAAGUUAUCGCAAAAAUAAACAAUAUGUACCUGUGAAAGAGUUUACAUUAACAUGUCAAACACUAAGGAAGUAAAUGUAUUUAUAAUGAGAGGAAAACAGUCAGUUUAAAAGAAAUGUUGAUAUUGUUCUGUUGUACUUUAAUGUCAAAAUGUAUAGAACGCUGAUAGUUUUAUUACAUUCUUGCCUGUUCUACACUGUUUCCACAACACAUAUAAAGGGAGAAUUUACGACACGGGAAUAUUUCAAGUUUUUAGUAAAAUUUGGAUUCCAAAAGACAGAUAUACAUUUUCAGAAGGAAACAUAUGGUUAUAUAUUUGGCAACUUAACGUCAAAAGAAAAUUUUAAAUAUCCUAUCACAUUUGCGGUUUUAGAUAGACCACAUUUCUUACAUUAUUACAAAAGUCGAGAUAUUGUCGAUAAAGAAGUAGCUUGUCAGGUUAUGUUCCAACACUUAAAUGCUACAGCAUAUCAUCCAAAAUGUAACAAAUUAGGGCAGGACAUAUUUAGAAGAAUACCUUGCCCCAAAGAUAAGCUGUGUGUAGAUGAAGAUACACCAUGGAAUGUUAUAAAAAAUAAUCAAUUUUCCUAUGUUAUAAAGAAUAAUGGACAGCCAAGGUUCUGGUAUGUGUCAAUAGUGGCAUGUUACUUAGAUGAGGUGACCUGCACUUGGCAUCAUUAUAAGGGGGCACCAUCCCCGGACAACACAACCUUAACAAACAUGCCACAGACUAUAGAAUAUGAUUUUUGGCUUGUUAAUGGUAGCCCUAACCUUUCUGUAUAUAAUUCAAUGAUGUAUCAAUUCUCAUUUGAUAGACAAAAUACAUUGGAGUUGUAUUUGUUAUUCUGGCUGUGUUAUAUUAUCCUUUUGCCAGUUCAAAUCUAUGCAGUAAGAACACAGAGACAUCCAGUGACCAAAUUGUUUACAUCUAGCUUAGUUCUAGAAUUUGUUGCACUCUGCUUCAAUGUGCUACACACUGUGAAGUUUGCAGCAGAUGGAGUUGGAUUUGCGGGCUUGGCUGUAGCUGGUGAUAUACUGGAUAUUAUGAGCAGAACUUUAUUUAUGUUGCUUCUUCUUCUAUUAGCAAAAGGAUGGGCGGUGACUCGAUUAGAACUGACUUACAAACCAUUGGUAUUUGGUGUAUGGAUGGUUUACGGAAUUGUUCACAUUUUACUAUAUGUUUGGAAUACGACUGAAGUGGACAUAAUAGAAGAAAUCGAUGAGUACCAAACAUGGCCGGGGUGGUUGGUGCUGACGCUGCGUGUCGCGAUCAUGACUUGGUUCGUGCUCGAACUCCGGAACACAAUGAUGUACGAACAUAACAUGCCAAAGUUAAACUUCCUCCUACAUUUUGGGGCUUCGAGUCUGGUGUGGUUCGUCUAUUUGCCAAUUAUAGCUCUCAUAGCUCUGCAGAUUAGUCCACUGUGGAAGUUUAAAUUUAUUUUAGGUAUAACAUACUCAGCUGAUUGCUUAGCGUUUUGCGUGAUGGCUCACCUUUUAUGGCCGACACGAUCCGAGCAGUACUUACUUCUAGCUCCGUCUAAUUAUACAGCAGGUAUAGAAGAAUUAGACGAGUUCAAUGAAUCCCCGCACGUCGUGCACAGCGACACGGUCGCGCUCACCGCCGUCGAGAGCAUCAACGCAGACGACGAAGAUGUUAUAUUCACGCGACCACACACAAAUGGCACAGUUUUUUCAUAGCGAUUCAAAAAAAAUAAUUAAAUCCAUAUUAAAUUAUUCAUACCAAGGUUACCUUACCUUCCUACCACUACUAGGAACCAAGGAUUCGUGAUCGGAGGAUUCGAAAUUAUCAAUUGUGUGAAUCGAUAUGCAAAUAGUGCUGUUUUGAAAGGCCAGUGAUGUAACGCUGUCUUGGAAAUAUAGCUCGGUGAGAACGUGUAAGCAUUGCCGCUCGCGUGCGUAUCGGUUUUUCAAAUGACAAAGUUCACGAAUUGCAAACAAUUUACAACAAAUGUUUACAUAUAACUCUUUCUGAUAAAAAAAAUUAUUAAAAUUGUGAUGUUUUUAAUAAGUAAUGUGAGUAAAUAUUUUAAUCAUUACGUAACAGUCAUACACGCGAUUUUGUUUUGUGCUUAAACUAAAAUAUAUUUGACUUUGAGUUUUUUUUUAUAAUGUCGCUAGAAAAAAAACAACAAUUUUUGUAUAAUCUUUCAUAAAUUAUAUAAUAUAUGAUAAAUAUUCGUCUAAAUAGGUGUCAAUUUCGUAUCCGUUUUUAUUAUUGAUGUUAUCAAGCCUUUCGACUUCAGAUACAAAUAAUUUAAUAUACAAAGUAAGUUAGGAUUACUUUAAAAAUAAAUUAAAACCCGACUACGAAAAUUCGUGCGCAAUGUUUUUACAAAGAUCUAUCUUCCUAUCUUAGUAAAAAUAUUAUUGGUUUAUUUUGUAAGUAACAUUGGAUUUAGUAUUAUAUCUCAUAGCGGAUGACAUGCUAAGAAGAAGCUACAAGGGAACAAAUAAACAUACAUUCAAUAAGUACACUGCCAUCAGUAUCGAUCAAUUUGUAACAUGAACUAAUUUUAAAAAUUAAAUUUGUGCUUACUGAAUAAUAAACAUAGAGACUGUACAAAUGCUUGAAGUAACUAUUUAAUAACUAUUGUGGCUGUUGGAGUCUGAAAUUUCGGUUUUGUUUGACCUGGUUACAUUUUUUUUAAAAAUUUAUAAAUUAAAAUUGUUUUUCGGGCUUAUGUAACGCAACGUUGUAUGAAAGUAAUGCACGCGGGUGGAGUUGCUAGAAAAAAAAAAUAGCAUUUAUCUAAAUAAGGUUACGUUUUUUAACAAAAAUAAAACAUAUUUUUUUAUUGAUAAAUAUUUUUUUCUUAUUAUUUAAACUAUUCAAAAUAUUAGUAUCACAAUAUUUCGUUUUAAAUGUAUGAAUAAAAUUAAUUUCAUAUUUAAAAAAAUUACCAUACUUUUGUGAUUGUUGAAGUUGUUUAAUUUUUUUCUACCAAAUUUUAUUCCACAAUUUUCGACAUGUUUCGUCAAUGUAUCUAUAAUAACAUUAGUAUCUUAUUGAUAAACUUAAAUUUGCUUUUAAUUAUUAGAAUAGAUGUUAUUUGUAAGAAUAAGAAUAUUUAAUUUAAUAAAAGAAUAUUUGUUUGAUUUUCUUGGUCAAGUUUCAGUUUAUUAAAAAAGUGCCAAUGUCGUUAUCAUAAUUAAAUAGUUCAAAUAGGAUAAAAUGUUCGGCAGGUUUACAUCACGUUUUAUAAUGUGUCGACAGGCUAGAAGGGGGAGUGUCUCACGCAAGACGAGCGUCACUUGGUAAUACAACCAAUUUAAUUACUAUUGUAUGUCUACAUGGAAGUAAUCCAUGUAUAUCUAUGUCUGUAAAUAAUAUUGUGUGAUGUAUCGUUUCAAAUUUACGAAAGCAUCACUGUUUUUUUUUUAUAUUUAUUAGUAUUUCAUCUCAUGCACGUCUGUGAAAAAUAAUAUUUUAUAAUAAUUAAUAAAAUCUAGAUGAAAGUAUGCGAAUGAAAAUAAUAAUUAAUUAUUAUUUUUUGAAAUGAUACAAAUAGGUACUUUAAAUUUAAUGAAUUUAUUGAAGUUUUUGUAAACCUGCCCUAAACAAUUUAAAAUGAAUUUAUUACCUUUUAAAUGUAUAUUAUUACUACGAAAUGUGUAUGUGUAUAAUGUUUGUUGUAAAUUAAUGUAAAUGUUUGUUGUAAAAGUGCUAAAAACUAAAAAAAAAUGCUUAAUAGGCCUUUAUUCUUUAGUUUUAUUAUUGAUAUUUUAGAAAAAAAAAAUAUAUCCAAAUUAAUUAUUUUCAUAAUCACAAGUUUAUUAUUCUAUACUUGUAAAUUAUAAAUAUUAUUUAGUUUUCUGUGAUUACAAAUUUAAAUAAACAACGUAAUGAAGUGCAUGAAAGAUGAUUGCGAGAUUCAAAAUAUGUUUAAGUUUUUUAACCAAUGGUUUCGUUAUAUUGUAAUAUCACAUGGUUCAAUUUUAGUCAACAAACAUUCGUUAAUAUAUAGAUAGUUUAAAUCGAAUGAAAGAUCAAAUAAAGUAUUUAAUUAAAUUAACAAAAAAUUGAAAUGUGUUUUAUUGAAUUGAUUUGAGUUGCUUCAAUUUGAUUGAAGUCUGUUGAAGUCAAUAACAAAUUGUUUUCGAUUAUCUGUUGACCAAAAUCGACUCUUGUGUUCGCGGUUAUAUUUGUAUAUCCAUGACAUUUCAUCUAUAGUUACGCGACAUAGUUCAUACGUUGUUUAUUUUCUUGCAAUACAUUAACCGUUAAGUUGAACAAACGAUGAAGGAUAUCUCUUAUAAGAGUGAAAACUUUGUUGCUAUAUAUAUUGUUACAUUUCUGGAUGGCUAGAUUUUGGCAAUUGAAAGACAAAGACUAGACUUUAUUACGUGUAUCGAGAUUAAAUGCCAUGGAUAAAUUCUUGGUUUUAUUGCCGCGUACAUAUAGGUGAUGCGUCGCAUAAAUCGCAUCUACUAUGAACUGCCUCAAAUUUGCAUAACUCGCCCCAUUAUCUGUUAAUAACCAACAGCAAGCAAUUAAAAUGCACAUUAUGUGCGCAAGUAUGCGUGAUUUGUACUCGCGAUCGUGUGCUCAAUUGGACUUGGCGAUUUUUCCACGUAACGACGUAAGAUUUAAAAAGAUCAUGUCUGUAUUUUAGUGAUGCAUGGUAAAAGUGUUCGAAGUUGAUAAGUCUAAUAAUUAUAUGAAUUAUAUUAUUAAUAAGAAUGUUAGCUAGAGUUAUUGUAACAAGUGGGCUAGUUAAUGGAAUUCUUAAAAAUGUUUAUUAGAGGUAAAGGACAAAAGUUAAACCACACCUCAUACGAUUCGAACGAGUGUUAUCUAGAAAAAGGUGUCACGUUCGAAGAUAAACAUUUUCAAAAGUUAUUAAUAAAUAAAAAUUCUCAAACAAUAUUUUCAAGAUUUGAAUGAUACCUCAAAAUUAUUAAAUGUUAAUUUAUAUAUAUUAUGUUAAUAAUAUAUAUAUAUAAUAAAUGUAAGAUUUUUUUAAAUAAGUCUCAACUCCCCAAACUAUUAGUUAUUUAACUUUUUUACUUAUCUCUAAUUAAACACAAUUUUGAAGAUGUUAACUAGCCCAAGUUUCGGAAUUGGUUAUCUAUAUUACAGUCAAUAAGAGCUCUCCAUUUUGAAUUAUAAAGCAUUAAUAUUCUUAAUAUACAACAGCUUACUUUUGUUAUGUGUUAUAAACUAAAAUAUUAUUUUUCGAUGUUUCUAAUUUUUAUAUAACAUUAAUGGUCAGUUUAAUCAUGGUUUUUGAUACUGUAUUAUAGAUAUACCACUCGCUCUAUAAUUGUUCCUCGACGCUUAUGAUUCGAAUAAAAUGAUGUGAUUUUCGAUUAAUUGUAAAUAUUUUACUAAAAAAUAGGUACAACUAGAUCUCUGAUGCUAAAAAUUAAAUUUUAUUGAUAAAAUUUGAUAAAUGUACUUAUGGGUGUGUAAAAUAGUUUUUUACGUAUAGGUACUGUUUUAUCUUUAAAAUAAUUACGAUUGAGAUUGCGGAAAUUUAUAUUUCUAGCAAUUGCAAUAGCAUUCAGUCAACAGCAGUGAUUAGUUUUUGUUGUUGUCAGUAGAUUAGUUUGAAAAAUUAACUUAUCAUCAAUUGAGGAUCGAAACGACGGUAAGGAGCGAUAGUUUUGUUCUAGUGUCGAAAUGCUUAUUACAAAUAAAGUGAUUUUAAACGUUUUAACAAAUAGCACAGUUCCGUUUUGUGAUAAGUACAAGGAUUAUAUAUGUAUAUAAAUACAAUUAUAUAGUUUUAUUAGUGGUUUAAGUGAAAAUAUAUUUUUAAUUCUACAUAUUGCCAAUUCUGUGCAUGCAAACUAUUUGUUAUAUAAGCAGUAUUGUCUAGUAAAUGAUUUAUUAUGUUGUAAAGUUCUCAUGUGCUGUUUACAUCACCGAACAAUUAAAAAUGUGCAUUAAAUAUUGAUAAUCUAUU